This is a messenger RNA of Zalophus californianus (California sea lion), 1356 nucleotides long. It is a transcript of the gene CLIC2, whose product is annotated as chloride intracellular channel 2. Gene Ontology annotation, biological process: negative regulation of ryanodine-sensitive calcium-release channel activity; chloride transmembrane transport. The record is from RefSeq and is a predicted model, not a curated record. Lineage: Eukaryota; Metazoa; Chordata; Mammalia; Carnivora; Otariidae. The transcript is spliced from 6 exons. Bases 233 to 952 code for a protein of 239 amino acids. Gene Ontology annotation, molecular function: chloride channel activity.
GGAAGAAGGAAAACGAAUUCAAGAGCUGCUCUCAAGCAUCUAGAAUUCUCUGCACCCCACCUCUUGAGAAGAGACUGGCGCCAGCUCUGACUCAGUCUACUACAAGCUGGACUCUCCUCUUAAAGCACCAACUUUAUCUGAGCCUUUGGAUAAAACUGGAAGAAAAUAGUCCACGAGUACUGUGAACUCCGCAAGAGGCAGGGGGCUGACUACUGGUAGUAAAAACAAAAAGAUGACAGAUCCUGAAAUUGAGCUUUUCGUGAAGGCUGGAAGUGAUGGGGAGAGUAUUGGAAACUGUCCCUUUUGCCAACGCCUUUUUAUGAUCCUCUGGCUUAAAGGAGUUAAAUUCAAUGUGACUACUGUUGACAUGACCAGAAAGCCUGAAGAGCUGAAGGACUUAGCCCCAGGUACCAAUCCUCCCUUCCUGGUGUAUAACAAGGAGUUGAAAACAGACUUCAUUAAAAUUGAGGAGUUUCUAGAGCAGACACUGGCUCCUCCAAGGUAUCCUCACCUGAGUCCCAAGAACAAGGAGUCCUUUGAUGUGGGCUGUAAUCUCUUUGCCAAGUUUUCUGCAUACAUUAAGAAUACGCAAAAAGAAGCAAAUAAGAAUUUUGAAAAAUCUCUGCUCAGAGAAUUUAAACGUCUGGAUGACUACCUAAACACCCCACUUCUGGAUGAAAUUGAUCCAGACAGUGCCGAGGAACUCACAGUUUCCAGAAGAUUGUUCUUGGACGGGGAUCAGCUGACACUGGCUGACUGCAGCUUGUUACCCAAACUGAACAUUAUUAAAGUUGCAGCCAAGAAAUACCGUGACUUUGACAUUCCAGCAGAAUUCUCAGGAGUCUGGCGCUAUCUUCACAAUGCCUAUGCCCGUGAAGAAUUUACCCAUACAUGUCCUGAAGACAAAGAAAUUGAAAAUACCUAUGCAAGUGUGGCUAAACAGAAGAGUUAGGAUGCUUUUUUAGUAGAAAAAGCUCUCUUUUCACUUAUCAUAUUAUAAAGGUUUUUGGAAAAAAGAAUAUGGAAAAUACUGUUUCCUCUAUCCAACUCUUAUGAAAAGAAUGCUGUAUUUUCUGUAUCUAGUCAGUCCAAACUAACUUCUCACCGUGUAUUUUAAAGUUCUUUAUAUUUUCACUUAAUUUUCUUUAUUCCCAUGGCAUAACCACUGCAAUCUUAAAUCACAUGGAAAGUAUCAUGAUCUUUUGUUAUUUAAUUGAAUUAUUAGAAUGCAUUGUGUGUAACCUCAACAGAUGGCUGAAGUUCCAAAUGACAUAAAUAGAGCCACAAUCUUAAACUACUCCUUAGAAACACUUCCAUUUAAAUCAUUAAAACAAUUUUACAUUUUUGUUAGUUUAA